CCUUCAGAUCCCUCCUCCACUUCAUUUCUCCUCAGUAGAUAAAGCUCCUUCCAUCAUUUGCGUUAAGAUUCUCACUUUCCUUCUUUUUAUCCGAACUUAGCAACCAGGAACCUUUCAUUUGUUUCUGCAACCAUGGCCAUGUCCAUCUUAGCAGGGUUAGAGGUUCAGAAGCAGCAACGUUUGGAUGAACUGGCCCAGGCCGUGGUCUUCCCUCUGAAGAAAGGGCUCCUUUCCUUCACAGCUGUGAUGGAGAUGCUCCUUCACAUGCCUGCAGACCCCUACGGUAUUAUAACGCAAGAUGACAGUAAAAUCAGAAGAGAGAUCAAAAAUAUGGAUUUCUACAUGAACUCGUCACAGAAGGUAGCAGUACACGCACUUGAGGGAAUUGAUAGAGAGACAGAGGAACUGACUGCAGAGCUGGGCGUAUUAACAAAUCAGAAAAAGAAAAGUGAAAGUGAGUUAAGGAACUUGAGACAAAGCUUGCAGUCACAUGAAUCCUCAUUAACGAAUUACAAGAACAGUCUGGAGAUCGAGGAGAGAAACCUGAAAUCAGCAAGAGACACAUUAAAUAAGAUGAACGAAAGAGGAGCCAGAGGAGCAGCAGUUACUGGUGUUGGUGUUGGUCUGAUGGUCAUCCCAAUUGCUGGGUGGAUUGUAGGGGGAGCUUUAGUUGGUGUUGGUGUACACGAGAUGAUAGAGGCCUCUAAAGCGGUGGACACAGCUCUAGAGGAGGUGAAGAACUGUAAAUCUCAGAUCGAGUGCUACUCCAAUAAAGUGGCAGAGUACAGGUCAAAUAUCUCCGAAGCCAAGGACAAUAUUGAGAGUGUUGACAAACUGAUUGACAAAUCAGAAAAAAAACUGCGAGCUACAUCUCUGGUGAGAAAUUUAAUUGCUAACGUUCAAGGUCAAUUCAGACACGCCAUCGUUCAGCUGGAACAGUUGUGUAACGUCAGCAGUGCUGCAGAGCUGCAAACCCGAUACUCAAUCGUGGUGGAGCCUUUGAUAGAUGUGAUGCAGAACAUGACAACAGCACUGCGUCAGAUCACCAGAACUGACCUACUGUACUCAGAAGGCAUCAGUUACUUGAUGGACAAGAUACAGAGGAACCACAACAGACUUGUAGAACAACAGCGUAACUCCAUUCGUUUUCGUGUGGUUUCAGAUGAUUCAGACGGUGAAUUUGAUUAUUAUUAAUCUAUUUCCUCUUCUUGGUUUAAUACUGAGAUUUCAUAAACACCAUGGAUUAUAAGUUUUGACACAUUUCAUUCAGAUCGCUCUCUUUUUUUUAUAAUAAUACAAAUGAUCUGUAAAAAGUUAAAGUAACAGCAUUGUAGACACAGUAUUUACAAGGUGAGAUACAAGUAUCAAAGUGACCAUUUCCACUAAGGAAUAAAUUGACUGAAGUUGUGUACAUAGAACAAAAUUAAAAUACCAAAAAGGAAACCACAUUGUUUCUCUAGGAUCCGAGGUUCAACUAUUGGUCGAAUUCUCCUCUCUAAUACCCUGGAAUAGACUUUCCCCGGCAGGCUGAGGAGUGUUAUUCCUCGGUAGUUGUUACACAACCUCCACUACCCCGGUCUGCCAGUCGAGAGCCUCUGUCCCCGACUGCCACACAAUGUUGCAGAGACGUGUCAGCCAAGACAGCCCUGUGACAUCCAGAGACUUGAGGUACUCAGGGUGGAUCUCAUCUACCCCCGGUGCCCUGUCACCAAGUAGCUUUUUGACCACCUCAGUGACUUCAGCACAGGAGAUGGGUGGGUCAGCCACCGGGUCCUCAGCCUCUGCUUCCUCUGCAGAAGGCGUGUCAGUGGAAUUGAGGAGCUCCUUGAAGUAUUCCUUCCACCGCCUGACAACAUCCCCAGUCGAGGACAACAGCUCCCCACAUUCAUUGAAAACAGUGUUGGCGGGACGGUUUGCCAGAAUUUCUUCGAGGCCGACUGAUAGUCUUCCUCCAUGGCCUCCCUGAACUUUUCCCAGACCUGGAUUUCUGCUUCUGCGACCACCUGAGCUGCAGUCCGCUUGGCCAGCCUGUACCUGUCAACUGUCUCAGGAGUCCCCCAAACCAACCAGGCGCGAUAGGACUCCGCCAGGAUUUCCGCCACGACAGGCACCGGAGACCUUACGGCCACAGCUUCGUACAGCCGCGGUAACGAUGGAUAAGGAGAACAUGGUCCAUUCGGAUUCAAUGUCUCCAAUCUCCCUCGGGACCUGGUUGAAGCUCUUCUGAAGGUGGUAGUUGAAGACCACAGGGAAUUCUGCAAGACGCUCCCAACAGACCCUCACGAUAGGACUAAGACUAGAUGUCCUAGGAUUGGGCCGUCGGGGUCCCCGCCCACGACCACCACUCAAUUCAAAAUGCACCCCUUGUGGACCUUCCUGCGGGUGGUGGGCCUGCUGAAAGGUGGGCUCACGUCUCUUGUUCCGGCUGAGCUUGGUCGGGUCCCGCGAGCCCCAACCCCGGGCCUGGCUCCGGGGUGGGUCCCUGGUGGCAUCGAUCCGGGCGACGUGAACUUCUUUGGUAGUUUUGUUUUCAUCAUCAAGGGAGGGGUUUGAACAUUUUUAAUAUCUACUCGUUAAUAAACUGUGUUAAAAAACAAACCACAUAACAAAACACAACAGACUGUACUUUACUUUUUUGCAGUUUUGUUAUGCUCAGUGUACCACGUGAUUUCUGAGAAGCCGCCCGGUUUACACUCAGGCAAAGCUGUGCACCCCAGCUAAAACAUGUACUUCCCUUAAUAUUCGGUUACUGUUAAUGAGGGGAAAUCCGUUAAGAAACUCUAUCGUCAGAUGCAUGAUAAACAACAUAGUUGUAAAUGUAUCUUAUCUGCUGUCUGUGCACAACACAAGGCUUAUCUGAAGGUGGAAACCAAAAGUGAAAGUUGUUUCACUACAAUAAAAAAUGGGACGGGCGCAGAGCCAUAAAGAUGUUAUGAUAAGAUAAGUCCGUCAUUAGCCCCAGGAAGGGGACAUUCAAUGUGUCCACAGCAGAAAAGUACAUUGCAGAUUAUAAAGGAAAUAUCGAAGUGAAAAUAUGAAAUAAUUGCAGUGACAUUUUUUCACCCAGUAAUGGGACAGAGAGAAAACAUGUUUGCCUUCAUGACCACAUGCUGUUGUUGUUGUUUAUGAAAAACAAACAUUAAAAAAAAUUGAGACUUU
This is a messenger RNA of Cynoglossus semilaevis (tongue sole), 3159 nucleotides long. RefSeq lists its product as uncharacterized. The coding region runs from base 133 to 1194 and encodes 353 amino acids. The record is from RefSeq and is a predicted model, not a curated record. NCBI's taxonomy places the organism in Eukaryota, Metazoa, Chordata, Actinopteri, Pleuronectiformes, Cynoglossidae. The transcript has 4 exons.